Messenger RNA from Cyphellophora europaea CBS 101466, 1389 nucleotides. RefSeq lists its product as uncharacterized. The transcript is spliced from 2 exons. Lineage: Eukaryota; Fungi; Ascomycota; Eurotiomycetes; Chaetothyriales; Cyphellophoraceae. The record is from RefSeq and is a predicted model, not a curated record. Gene Ontology annotation, biological process: ubiquitin-dependent protein catabolic process. Gene Ontology annotation, molecular function: ubiquitin protein ligase activity. Bases 1 to 1389 code for a protein of 462 amino acids. Gene Ontology annotation, cellular component: cytoplasm.
AUGACUUCAACAUUGAGUUCAAGCGCGACGCUCACCGCUUCGCCAACGGCAUCGCCUUCAGAGACCAGCCGGGGCAGCGGUAGCGGGCCCAGUUCACCUUUACUCUUCUUCGUCGCACUGGGUUUCGGCGUUGUCUUUACCAAUCUAUGGAUCAUUGUUGGUGUGAAGUAUUGCUUCAGAUACAACCAGCGCAAUCGACAGCGAAUGGCCGGCGAGGAUCCUGAUGCUGUCGAUCUUGGUCAAAUGCCGCGACAGCAUCGCAGGCGGAGGGAGAAGAAACUCAUGACCAUGGACGAGGUGAAUGAGAAGUUCCCUCUGACCAAGUACAAGACCUGGCGAUCUACCCAGGCUGAGAAAGGCCUUCCGACUGCUGGAGGCAUUACCACAGACUCGACAAGUAGACCCGCUAGCAUCCGGGGCGUGCAGCGCGAGUCCAAAGACGAGCCCAAGCAUUCCGAACUUGCUACGUCUCAAACGACUUCCACUGCUGCCGAGGAAUUGCAAGCCAAAGAAGAGCAUGGGAAGCCAGAAGUUGUGAGUGGGUCAGAUGCACAACCAUCUUCACCACGUCCUAAGACGGCUGCAUCUUCUACGCCCGACACUCCCGUGCAGAAAGUAACGUCAAAUGAUGGCGAGGAGGAAGACGAUGAUCACAUUCAGACUGCCGUUCCUGCCGAACAGCUACCCGAUCCUGGCGACACAUGUGCAAUUUGCAUCGACACACUGGAAGACGAUGACGAUAUCCGUGGUCUUCUCUGUGGACACGCGUUCCAUGCUUCGUGUGUCGAUCCGUGGCUGACGUCUCGUCGGGCCUGCUGUCCCCUCUGCAAGGCUGACUACUAUGUUCCCAAACCACGCCCUGAGGGUCAGCAAGAUGGGCAGAACUCCGCUGGCCAGUCACCUCUGACAUCUCCCCAGUUUGCAUUCAUCGGUGGCCGCGAGAGACGGCCGACAAUGGUGCUACCUGGUCGCUUCAUGAGCAUCGUCUACGAUGAGCGUGAUCGUUAUGGUUUCCCGCGAGUGGUCCGGGACGAAACGCCAGGCGAGCAGAGACGACGCUUGCGCAGAGAGCAGCGGCAACGCGAACGCGAAGGCCAACAGCAACAAGACGGCGAUGCCACACAGAUGGAGGGCUCGCAAGAAAGGAGCGAGCCGCCCCGAGGCUGGCGAAGCAGACUCCGGAUGCCACGACUCGGUGGCUGGGCAGGCGGCGGGUCUGGCAGUGCGAAUACGCUUGUGGCCAGCGAAGGUAUGAUGCCUAGCAACGAAGCAAGAAAUGGGCAGAGUCAGGCACCGGAAGUGUCUAAUGCCGCAGCGACUGAGGCGCCGGUCACGCCCGCUCACUUGGAAGCCGGUCGGCAGCAAGUGGACCCAACAACCAGGACAUAG